CCACCCUCGACGCUCUACAGCUCGUGCUUGCUGCUGCGGCACGCAGCGCCCAGCGCCAUGUCGUCCGACGCCGCCUUCACCGCGGCGCGCUCGCGGCCCGCGCCGUCGCUGCACGCACAGCCGGCCGUGCUGCCGUCGUCGUACCGCGCGCUGCUCGUUCCCGGCCAUCCCGAGUCGGCCGCAGGGCCCAGUGCCGAUGCCGGCGCACACCUGCUCUCCGACGGCGGUCCAUCGCGCCGCCUGCUUGCGCCGCCCAGCCACGGCGCAGGCGUCGCACUGCACUUUCCGCCGCAUCCGUCGGGCGUGCGAGACGAUGACUUGACAUCAGAUGCGGCUCGGCGCGCCGGCUACCCAGGCUGGCACCGCGCGGUGCUCGAGCGCGACGUCGACAUCAGCGUUGACUGGUCGCUGCUGCCACAGCCGGCAGACGAGGCCGAGAUGCUGCCAUCAGCAGUGCAUCCCUCGUACCCGACCGGACACCCCUAUCGCCGGCCGCGACCGUACAUCUCCACGCCGAAGCUUUCGUCGCUGCUGCACAGCAACCUGGCGCUGCUCGGUCCGUCCAUCGGCCCGGCGAAGGGGAGCAAGAACCAGGCGGAGUCAGGCGAAGGCAGCGAUGCCGCUCUCGCUCGCCCACUGAAGGGUCUGGCGCCACACGUGCUGCUGCGAGCAGCGACCGACACGGCGGCGAACCCGCCGCACUGGCCCUUCCGCCGCUUCGGCCCCGGUCCCGGCGGCGCAUCUGCUCUGCAACGCCACGCUGCGCGGCAUCCGCAUCGUCCGACACGAGACGUCUGGGCAGAUCUGGGCCUCUCGGAGAUCCUGCCGCUCGGCGUCGAGCAGGAUCCGCUGAAGAUGGGCGUCGCCGAGGCGCGCGAGGAGCUGCCGCUGGCGAUGAAUGAGCACGGCGAGGAGGAGGAGAUCGACGAGGAGGGCCUGCUGGGACAGAUCGGCAUGACGCAGGCAGACAAGCUGGCCGCCGAGCUCGAGGGCCUCGCUGCGCGCAACCGGCCGCCGGGCGACGAGACGCUCGCAGACUGGGCGGCCGCGCUGCCGCUGCUGCACGAGCGCCGGCGCUGGGGCGUCAAGGCUGAGUGACGGUUGAUGCGGUGACGUGUGUUUCUAGUGUACAGUAGCGCUCCAGGCAAUACCACGGGUCAUGUUCGAG
Messenger RNA from Tilletiopsis washingtonensis, 1168 nucleotides. RefSeq lists its product as hypothetical. The record is from RefSeq and is a predicted model, not a curated record. The coding region runs from base 58 to 1098 and encodes 346 amino acids. NCBI's taxonomy places the organism in Eukaryota, Fungi, Basidiomycota, Exobasidiomycetes, Entylomatales. The transcript is spliced from 2 exons.